AUGGGCCAACCCUGUGAGCUGUGGUUCGACUACAACAACAUUGCCCUGAAGUGGCACUUCCCGGUGGGGGUGCUGUGCGACUCGCUGGUGGGCCUGGAGGUGCCGGUGCCCUGGGAUCUCACGGUGCACUUCUGCGGCAACUCCUCCAUGAAGGACUUGCUGCCAUUUAGUGGCAUGGCCGACCUGCAGCGCGCGGUCAUGAACGCCUUCAAGCAGGCACUCUUCCUGGAGGUGGGCUCCACCAGUCGCUUCAUGCGCUUGGAGAAGAAGGAGCACAUGACUCUCUGGGACGCCAUCCUCCACAGCGACCUCAAAACCUUCAUCUCGGUGGAGGAGAAGUUGAUGUGCAACACCUUGGCCGAGUGCAAGAGCCUGGCAGUUCGUCUACACCUUUGGCUUCCACCAGACGAGGCCGACGCUCAAAACCCGACUGCAACCGUCAUUGUCAUCAUCUCAGCACUCUUUUCAUUAUUGUUCUGA
Messenger RNA from Effrenium voratum, 480 nucleotides. Lineage: Eukaryota; Dinophyceae; Suessiales; Symbiodiniaceae. The record is from the annotation of a GenBank genome assembly.